This is a messenger RNA of Adineta ricciae, 969 nucleotides long. NCBI's taxonomy places the organism in Eukaryota, Metazoa, Rotifera, Eurotatoria, Adinetida, Adinetidae. The record is from the annotation of a GenBank genome assembly.
AUGUCGAUCUCUUUAUCCUCUCUUGGGAAUCUUCUAACCAAUUGUAUUGGCAUACCACUUUUCAUCGGUGGGUUAUUCGGCAAUUGUUUGAAUCUGAUUGUUUUCCUCAGUCUUCGCACAUUCCGACAAAGUUCGUGUAUAAUUUACUUGACAGUUAUGUCUAUCUUAAACAUUGGCCAGUUAUUAAGUGGAUUGUUACCACGUCUUUUCAUCACUCUGUUUGAUCUCGAUGGAAAUGAUACUUCGUUGUUCUACUGCAAAUUUCGGCCUUAUAUUUUUCACGUUUGUACCGUCGGUUCACUGUCAUGCCUCUGCUUAGCAACAUUCGAUCAAUAUUGUGCGACUUGUUCAAGGCCUCGUCAGCAAGCAUGGUGCAAUACUCGACUAGCAAAACAAUUAGCAAGUCUUAAUCUACUCAUUUGGGUAAUACAUGGAAUUCCAUAUCUGAUAUUAUUCUAUCAGACUGUGUCGCCGGCGACAAAUCAAGUUUCAUGCGUUAGUACAGAUUGGAUUUUUGCCCAAUACCGUUCUUAUGUAAUCGUUCUUGUCUUAUUGGGUUUCGGACCGGUUCUCAUUGCAACGAUAUUCGGAUUAUUGGCUUUUGGUAAUGUAAAGCAGAUGGCUUUUCGUGCCGUGCCUUUAGUUCGACAGGCGCUUGAUAAACAAUUAACGAGUAUGGUUUUGGUGCAAGUUAUCGUAAAUAUGUUUACCAUUUUCCCGCACACGAUUAUCAAUAUGUUGAUGACAAUUCCAAAUCUUAUCAAUGAGCCGGAUCUUCACAAAACAUUCCUAUUCAUAUUUUCCUUAACUCUUCUCAAUUACUACUUAUAUUUUGCAAGUCCGUUUUACAUUUAUAUCUGCACAUCUGAACGAUUCCGUAAGCAGCUCAGUCAUGUGCUGUGGAAAAUUCAUUUUAAUCGAUGCCUGCAGCUUAACGUACCGAAUAAUUUGGUUCGACCAGCAACUUAA